Molecule: messenger RNA, 1401 nt
Organism: Diversispora eburnea
Lineage: Eukaryota; Fungi; Glomeromycota; Glomeromycetes; Diversisporales; Diversisporaceae
Source: the annotation of a GenBank genome assembly
AUGAGAGCGUACGAGGUUCGCGAAGAGCAAAAAAGUUUCUUGAAAAAUAGCAAAGAUCCUCGCCCGGCAUAUUUCUUUACGAAGUUCAAAUAUCGCACUUUGCAAGACGAUCCCACUUCGGAAAAAUUGUUAAGUUUAAAAGAGAAAUUGGAUACUUGCGAGUAUAAGGACGACUGGGAGGAGUAUGAGGAUGAAAAAAAUAACCGGAAAGCUGAUGCGCAUGUCGGUUUUCAUGAAAAUUUAGACGAAAGACUUGAAAGUAAAAAACUUCGUUGGUUUGAUUCGGAAGAUGAUGACAAUGAAGCUACAGUUGCAUCAGGUAAUUUUCCUGAAAAGUCACGAGAAGAGGAAGAUGAGGAUGGAGCUUCUUCAUCUGCUUCAACGAAAGCUAUCAAUGAAAAUCAAAGUGGUAACACCGAUAAUGAGAUCAAGGAUGAUAUUGAAACUGAAGGAGAAGUUGAUAAGGUAAUAACGGACUUCUUGGGAAACGUUGUUGAAUGCUCAGAGGAAUCAAAAAAUAUUUGUUUAGAGUAUACGAAACAAUAUCCUGAUGGUGAUUUGAUUGAUCUCCGCUUAUGUUCUUCCUUCCUCAGAAGGAUUCCAAGAUCGAUUGCAACGCCAUAUCUAUCAGAGAUGGAUAAGAUAACAGAAUCUUUGAUUCCUGAUGGUGUACACCAAUUCUUAGUACAAUUCUUUUCACAAAAUAUUUCCGAUGAUGAGUGGCAAAUUCAAGUUGAUGAUUUACGACCUUCAGAACAAAACAAUACUCUAAUGACUGCACUAGUACGAAUUUUACGUCGUACAUUACCGCAGUUUAUAAAAGCAUUUACCCUUGGAGCCCAAAACCCUCUUUUAGAUAUUGCAACAAUUGAACAAGCGCACCUUAAUGCAUUCGUACAUCCGUGUUUAGAUUGUGCUCUAUGGUAUCUACCGAAAAUACAUUACGAAUAUGGAGAAAUUCCAUCCAGAAAACAUAUUAAUAAGAACCAAGCUGAUGGUGUUGGGUUUACGGCCAAUAAUGAUAAAUUCCAACUUGUGUAUUUCGAAGGAUCAAGGCCUGCUGAGAAGAAGGUGGAAAAGGAAAUUACUGAUGCUAAAAAAAUUUCUUACAAUUUGAAAAAUCUAUAUUCAGAAAUUGUAAAGGAAGUUAUUAAAAACCGUAGGCGUUUGCCAAAGAAGUUGUUCGUAUUUGGUGAACAGAGUUUUCGACUACGUAUUCGUUUAUAUUAUCUUGAUUAUUGUGAAAAGUUUCGAUUAAAUGAGGUUGAUAACGCCAAUUUACCACGGGACUUUUCAGAGAUGCGAGAUUUUGUAUAUUUUUACGAAUCUAUAUUAAAGUGGGUGCAAGAUACGAACAGAGACCCUCACGUCUUUCAUAUGCGAAUGCCAUUCUUCAACUAG